AAUUGUGCAAAACAUCAAUAAUAACAACUCGAAACAUGUCGAAAAUCGGUAUUAACGGAUUUGGACGCAUCGGCCGUCUGGUACUGCGCGCCGCUAUCGACAAGGGCGCCUCCGUUGUUGCCGUCAAUGAUCCAUUCAUCGAUGUCAACUAUAUGGUAUAUCUCUUCAAGUUUGACUCAACUCAUGGUCGUUUCAAGGGUACUGUAGCCGCUGAAGGCGGUUUUCUGGUUGUGAACGGCCAGAAAAUUACUGUUUUCAGCGAACGCGAUCCAGCUAACAUCAACUGGGCCAGCGCUGGCGCGGAAUACGUAGUUGAAUCCACUGGUGUAUUCACUACAAUUGAAAAAGCAUCGACUCAUUUAAAGGGCGGUGCCAAGAAGGUGGUAAUUUCGGCGCCAUCCGCAGAUGCACCUAUGUUUGUGUGCGGCGUCAAUUUAGAUGCCUAUAAGCCCGACAUGAAGGUUGUGUCGAAUGCUUCCUGUACGACUAAUUGCUUGGCUCCCUUAGCUAAGGUUAUUAACGACAAUUUUGAGAUUGUUGAGGGUCUGAUGACCACUGUACACGCCACUACAGCGACUCAGAAGACUGUCGAUGGUCCAUCCGGCAAAUUGUGGCGUGAUGGUCGUGGCGCUGCCCAAAAUAUUAUACCUGCUGCCACUGGAGCUGCAAAAGCUGUUGGAAAAGUCAUCCCUGCUCUGAAUGGCAAAUUGACUGGUAUGGCUUUCCGGGUUCCCACACCUAAUGUUUCUGUUGUCGAUUUAACUGUGCGCUUGGGCAAGGGCGCUAGCUAUGACGAAAUCAAAGCCAAGGUACAGGAGGCUGCCAAUGGUCCUCUAAAAGGAAUUCUUGGCUAUACUGACGAGGAAGUUGUCUCGACUGAUUUCCUUAGCGAUACUCACUCUUCAGUCUUUGACGCUAAAGCUGGCAUAUCGCUUAACGACAAGUUCGUCAAAUUAAUUUCUUGGUACGACAAUGAGUUUGGCUACUCUAACCGCGUCAUUGAUUUGAUCAAGUAUAUGCAAAGCAAAGAUUAAAAAGA
This is a messenger RNA of Drosophila persimilis, 1039 nucleotides long. RefSeq names its product glyceraldehyde-3-phosphate dehydrogenase 2. Gene Ontology annotation, molecular function: oxidoreductase activity, acting on the aldehyde or oxo group of donors, NAD or NADP as acceptor; NADP binding; NAD binding. Lineage: Eukaryota; Metazoa; Arthropoda; Insecta; Diptera; Drosophilidae. Gene Ontology annotation, biological process: glucose metabolic process. The record is from RefSeq and is a predicted model, not a curated record. The coding region runs from base 36 to 1034 and encodes 332 amino acids. The transcript has a single exon.